AGUUCAGAUCUUUUCGUUUUGCAAAGAAUCUGCAAUAAUAAUCCGUGGCAUGCAUGUGCAAAUCAUCAAGAUAUUCUUCUUAAUUCCGCAUCUCUUCCGUACAAAUACGAAAUCCAUUACACCACCGUCCUUACGAGGUUUUCUUCUGUGUUAUCCUUCGUUCUGUUUUUUUUUUUGUGAGAGAAUGGGUCGGUUUGUGGAAGCUUCUGCAGUUGCUUUGAUAUUGUCUUUGGUUGUUGUAAUAACACAUUCAGCUCCAGAAUCUGCUCUUGUCACCACACUUCCUGGCUUCAAUGGCACUCUUCCUUCCAAACACUACGCCGGGUAUGUGACGAUCGAUGAGAAACGUGGCAAGAAUCUAUGGUAUUACUUUGCGGAAUCCGAGAAGGAUCCGUCCGAGGAUCCUGUCGUGCUUUGGCUCAACGGCGGUCCAGGUUGCUCGAGCAUGGAUGGCUUUGUCUACGAACAUGGUCCUUUUGAUUUCAAACAAGCAAAAACAGACGGCAGUUUGCCACAGUUACGGCGCAAUCCUUAUAGCUGGUCCAAGGUUUCCAACAUCAUAUACCUGGAUUCACCUGCAGGUGUCGGGUUUUCAUACUCGGAGACCAAAUCUGAUUAUUCCACAAAUGAUACGCAGACUGCCAUUGACGCUCAUGCGUUUCUUCUCAAACCAUGAACAUCUGCCUGGUUUCAUGAAAGCGUAGAGAACUGGCCAACCAUUAUUCUCCUUGAAGCGGCCCACACUUCACUUUCACAUAGGUGGUUUCCUAAGCGUGUCAUCUCUGAAGAUACACUAUUUGAUCAUGACAAAUUUAGGAACCAUUAAAAAUUUCUUAGUUUUUAAGUUUUCUAACUUAAAGUCGUAUA
Messenger RNA from Tarenaya hassleriana, 867 nucleotides. RefSeq names its product serine carboxypeptidase-like 20. Gene Ontology annotation, biological process: secondary metabolic process; proteolysis. The coding region runs from base 50 to 676 and encodes 208 amino acids. The record is from RefSeq and is a predicted model, not a curated record. Gene Ontology annotation, molecular function: serine-type carboxypeptidase activity; acyltransferase activity, transferring groups other than amino-acyl groups. The transcript has 5 exons. NCBI's taxonomy places the organism in Eukaryota, Viridiplantae, Streptophyta, Magnoliopsida, Brassicales, Cleomaceae.